Lolium rigidum is the source of this 1539-nucleotide messenger RNA. RefSeq names its product desmethyl-deoxy-podophyllotoxin synthase-like. The record is from RefSeq and is a predicted model, not a curated record. Gene Ontology annotation, molecular function: heme binding; monooxygenase activity; oxidoreductase activity, acting on paired donors, with incorporation or reduction of molecular oxygen. NCBI's taxonomy places the organism in Eukaryota, Viridiplantae, Streptophyta, Magnoliopsida, Poales, Poaceae. The transcript is spliced from 2 exons. Bases 1 to 1539 code for a protein of 512 amino acids.
AUGGCCGCUGAUCUCCCGUCGUUCUACGUGUUCCUCCUAGUAGUCAUAUUACCGCUCGUCUACUUGUCAUUCUCUCGCCGUCGGUCCGGCUCCGGCCACCGUCUUCCCCCGUCGCCUUGGGCGCUGCCGGUGAUCGGCCACCUGCACCACCUCGCGGGCGCGCUCCCGCACCGCGCCCUGCGCGACCUGGCUCGUCGCCACGGCCCGCUCAUGCUGCUCCGCUUCGGCGAGGUCCCCGUGGUGGUCGCCUCCUCCCCGGACGCCGCGCGGGAGAUCAUGAAGACCCACGACGUGGCCUUCGCGACGCGUCCCGUCGGGCCCAUGCUCCGCCGCGUGUUCCAGGGCGCCGAGGGCCUCGUCUUCGCGCCCUACGGCGACGCGUGGCGCCAGCUCCGCAAGAUCUGCACCGUCGAGAUCCUCAGCUCCCGCCGCGUCCAGUCAUUCCGCGCCGUCCGCGAGGACGAGCUCGGCCGCCUCCUCCGCUCCGUCGCGUCGGAGGCGGAGGCGAGACCGGUAGUGAACCUGUCCGCGCGGAUCGCGGCGUUCGUCGCGGACUCCUCGGUGCGCGCCAUCAUCGGCUGCCGUAGCGCUGACCGCGACGCGUUCCUGAGGAUUCUGGAGGAGGGGAUGAAGGUCGUUCCGGGGAUGAGCCUGCCGGACAUCUUCCCUUCGUCGCGCAUCGCGAUGCGCCUCAGCCGCGUCCCCGGCAUGCUCCAGCGCGGCCGCAGCGCCAUGCUCGGCUUCGUCGACACUAUCAUCAAGGAACGCCAGGAGAACAUAGCUGCCGCCGCCGCCGCCGCCGGUGAGGAACACGAGGACUUGCUUGACGUGCUCCCGAGGCUCCAGAAGGAGAUGGGCUCCCAGUACCCGCUCACAACCCUGAACAUCAAAACCGUCAUCAUCGACUUGUUUGUCGCGGGCAGCGAGACGUCGUCGACGAUGCUGCAGUGGGCGAUGGCCGAGCUGAUGCGUAACCCGACGGUGAUGCGGAGGGCGCAAGAGGAGGUCCGCAGAGAGCUCGCCGGCCACGACAGGGUGACGGAGGACAGCCUGAGAAACCUGCACUACAUGCGCCUCGUCAUCAAGGAGACACUCCGGCUGCAUCCAGCGGCGCCGCUCCUGGUGCCUCGCGAAUGCCGCAUCCCGUGCGAGGUGCUCGGGUUCGACGUGCCCCAGGGCGCGAUGGUGCUCGUCAACGCGUGGGCGAUCGGCAGGGACCCGGCGCACUGGGAUGCGCAGGAGGAGUUCGUCCCUGAGAGGUUCGAGGAGCAAGGUGGCAGCGCCGGCAGGGACUUCAAGGGGACGGACUUCGAGUUCGUGCCGUUCGGCGCCGGCAGGAGGAUGUGCCCCGGCAUGGCGUUCGGUCUGGCGCACAUUGAGCUCGCCCUCGCGGCGCUGCUGUUCCACUUCGACUGGGAUCUGCCGGAGGGCAUGGUCCGUGAGGAGUUGGACAUGACCGAGGCGGCCGGGAUCACCGCGCGCCUGAGGUCUGACUUGUUGGUGAUCGCCGUUCCCCGUGCCCAGGUGCCCAGUGAGUAA